Didymodactylos carnosus is the source of this 546-nucleotide messenger RNA. Lineage: Eukaryota; Metazoa; Rotifera; Eurotatoria; Philodinida; Philodinidae. The record is from the annotation of a GenBank genome assembly.
AUGUUAAAUUUAGGGAAGACAUCUGAACAAGUCGAAUGCUGGGCCUGUUGGGAAACAAUAAAUACAACUGUUAUUUAUCGUAAUGGUAGUAAAGCGAAAAGAAUGUUUAUUGGCUGUGGAAUAUGCACUGUGCUGGGACUACUUUUUGCCGGUUGUAUGGGUUAUUUACAAAAAGAUGAAGGCGUAAUAUUAAUGAUAUAUACAAUGGAAAAACAACAGUUACAAAAGGAAGGAUUGAACGAACAAGAAAUCGAGCAACAUUUAAUAACAGAAGAUAUAAACGUGGAACAAUUUGUAUUAAUAAAAAGACUUCUCAGAGGUGCUCUAUUUGUCGGAGUUCUUUUGCUUCUUUGUUGUGUUGGAUGUCUAACGUGCACGCAGCUUACAUCUAAAAUGAAAGAUAUAUUUCAUUUAUGUCCGAAUUGCCAUCAAGAAGUGGGAAAGUAUGUUCACGGUGUACCAAGUGCUGAGGCAACAACAUCAACUACAGUCUCACAGUUAGAUCAAAUUUCACCUCCAUUUAAAAGUCCGGGAUCAACAGUGUAG